This is a messenger RNA of Closterium sp. Yama58-4, 2115 nucleotides long. The record is from the annotation of a GenBank genome assembly. NCBI's taxonomy places the organism in Eukaryota, Viridiplantae, Streptophyta, Zygnematophyceae, Desmidiales, Closteriaceae.
AUGCGCGUUGACGCCGACGUUGAAGUUGCCGAGAUGGUCGCCUCGGAAACGGGUCACCACAUACUUGGCAUCCUCCUCCAGAUUCUCAAACCGCCCCACAAAGUCAUACUUUAUGCGGGCAGGGAGGAGUUUGGAUGCGUGGAGAGUGGCACAGUGGGAAGGAAGAGGUGCAUGCUCACUGCUCUCUUCUCUGUGGAGAGGGGCAUGCUCACUGCUCUCUUCUCUGUGGAGUGGGGCAUGCUCACUGCUCUCUUCUUUGUGGAGAGGGGCAUCCUCACUGUGCUCUUCUCUGUGGAGAGGGGCAUGCUCACUGCUCUCUUCUCUGUGGAGAGGGGCAUGCUCACUGCUCUCUUCCCUGUGGAGAGGUGCAUGCUCACUGCUCUCUUCUAUGUGGAGAGGGGCAUGCUCACUGCUCUCUUCUCUCUGGAGAGGGGCAUGCUCACUGCUCUCUUCUCUGUGGAGAGGGGCAUGCUCACUGCUCUCUUCUCUGUGGAGAGGGGCAUGCUCACUGCUCUCUUCUCUGUGGAGAGGGGCAUGCUCGCUGCUCUCUUCCUUGUAGAAAGGGGCAUGCUCGCUGUUCUCUUCUCUGUGGAGAGGUGCAUGCUCGCUGCUCUCUUCUAUGUGGAGAGGGGCAUGCUCACUGCUCUCUUCUCUCUGGAGAGGGGCAUGCUCACUGCUCUCUUCUCUGUGGGGAGGGGCAUGCUCACUGCUCUCUUCUCUGUGGAGAGGGGCAUGCUCACUGCUCUCUUCUUGGUGGAGAGGGGCAUGCUCACUGCUCUCUUCUCUGUGGAGAGGGGCAUGCUCACUGCUCUCUUCUCUGUGGAGAGGGGCAUGCUCACUGCUCUCUUCUCUGUGGAGAGGGGCAUGCUCACUGCUCUCUUCUUUGUGGAGAGGUGCAUGCGCACUGCUCUCUUCUCUGUGGAGAGGGGCAUGCUCACUGCUCUCUUCUCUGUGGAGAGGUGCAUGCUCACUGCUCUCUUCUAUGUGGAGAGGGGCAUGCUCACUGCUCUCUUCUCUGUGGAGUGGGGCAUGCUCACUGCUCCCUUCUUUGUGGAGAGGGGCAUCCUCACUGUGCUCUUCUCUGUGGAGAGGGGCAUGCUCACUGCUCUCUUCUCUGUGGAGAGGGGCAUGCUCACUGCUCUCUUCUCUGUGGAGAGGUGCAUGCUCACUGCUCUCUUCUAUGUGGAGAGGGGCAUGCUCACUGCUCUCUUCUCUCUGGAGAGGGGCAUGCUCACUGCUCUCUUCUCUGUGGAGAGGGGCAUGCUCACUGCUCUCUUCUCUGUGGAGAGGGGCAUGCUCACUGCUCUCUUCUCUGUGGAGAGGGGCAUGCUCACUGCUCUCUUCUCUGUGGAGAGGGGCAUGCUCGCUGCUCUCUUCCUUGUAGAAAGGGGCAUGCUCGCUGUUCUCUUCUCUGUGGAGAGGUGCAUGCUCGCUGCUCUCUUCUAUGUGGAGAGGGGCAUGCUCACUGCUCUCUUCUCUCUGGAGAGGGGCAUGCUCACUGCUCUCUUCUCUGUGGGGAGGGGCAUGCUCACUGCUCUCUUCUCUGUGGAGAGGGGCAUGCUCACUGCUCUCUUCUUUGUGGAGAGGGGCAUGCUCACUGCUCUCUUCUCUGUGGAGAGGGGCAUGCUCACUGCUCUCUUCUCUGUGGAGAGGGGCAUGCUCACUGCUCUCUUCUCUGUGGAGAGGGGCAUGCUCACUGCUCUCUUCUCUGUGGAGAGGGGCAUGCUCACUGCUCUCUUCUCUGUGGAGAGGGGCAUGCUCACUGCUCUCUUCUCUGUGGAGAGGGGCAUGCUCGCUGCUCUCUUCCUUGUAGAAAGGGGCAUGCUCGCUGUUCUCUUCUCUGUGGAGAGGGGCAUGCUCGCUGUUCUCUUCUCUGUGGAGAGGGGCAUGCUCUCUGCUCUCUUCUCUGUAGAAAGGGACAUGCUCACUGCUCUCUUCACUGUGGAGAGGUGCAUGCUCACUGCUCUCUUCUCUGUGGAGAUAGCUCCACACCUGGGAGUGUGCAGAGAGCACAUAGCGGCAUGCAGGGCACAUAUGGCAUGGCAGCACACUCACCGCCUGCUUCUCUGUGAAGUGCACGUGCAGCAUGUGCCAGCUCGCCCUGUCCUCGUCUAG